AUGUCAAUUAACGACACGUUAUUGAUAGAGUGUGUUCGUGCGCAUCCCGAAAUAUACGACAAGGGACAUGCCGGAUUCAAAAAUUCCGGCAUAAAAGACUCCGCAUGGAAGAUUGUUGGCGAAACAUUGAAUGCAUCAGCGACAGAUUGUACGGCCAGGUGGCAUACUCUUCGCGAGAGAUUCGCGAAAGAAAAACGUAUUUUUGAGCAGGAGGGGAAGUCUGGAGCAGCAGCCUCAACCCGUCCAGAAUGGGCCUUAUAUAGUGUUAUGUCAUUUCUGACACCGCACAUUAGGAAGAGAAAAUCUGUGGACAAUUUUCAAACAAAGGCGUUGGUAUCUAAAACUACACCUUCACCAGAUGAAGAAAUAAUAAUAAAUGAGCAAGCUGUGGACAUUAAUAGCGCACCCUUUAUAAUUUCUACCUGUUCUACCCUCUCCUCGCCUGGCUGUAGCUCAUCAGCUGCUAAUAUGCCUUAUUUGGGACCUACAAGUCGUAAGAGGUCAAAGGUGGACGAAACAGAUGAAUUGUUCAGAGAGACUCUUACUAAUUUAAAUAAAUCUAUGGCUGUAGCCAGUGCUCCUACUCCACCACUAUCAUCACCACCUUCAAUUAAUGAUCCAGACAAGGAAAUUUAG
This is a messenger RNA of Nylanderia fulva, 636 nucleotides long. The record is from RefSeq and is a predicted model, not a curated record. Lineage: Eukaryota; Metazoa; Arthropoda; Insecta; Hymenoptera; Formicidae.